AUGCAGGGCGGCGGCGGAGGGAUGGAGGAGACAGCGGCCGCCAAGAACCGCAGCGGCGGUGUUGGUGAGGGCGCCGUCGUGGAGGUGGAGGAGGGGCCUCGGUUCCGGCGGGUGUGCGUGUUCUGCGGGAGCAGCUCUGGGAAGCGCAGCAGCUACCGCGACGCCGCCGUCCAGCUGGGCAGGGAGCUGGUUGCUCGUGGGAUGGAUCUGGUGUACGGCGGGGGCAGCCUGGGGCUCAUGGGGGAGGUCUCCGAGUCCGUCCACAAGGCCGGCGGCCACGUCAUCGGCGUAAUACCCACCGCUCUCAUGGGCAAGGAGAUCACCGGGGAGACGGUGGGGGAGGUGGUGGCGGUGUCGGGGAUGCACGAGCGGAAGGCUGCCAUGGCGCGCAACGCCGACGCCUUCAUCGCGCUGCCCGGCGGCUACGGCACCCUGGACGAGCUGCUCGAGGUCAUCACCUGGGCGCAGCUCGGCAUCCACAGCAAGCCAGUGGGGCUGCUGAACGUGGAGGGGUACUACGACUUCCUGCUGGCCUUCAUCGACAAGGCGGUGGACGACGGCUUCAUCCGGCCCGCCCACCGCCACAUCUUCGUCAGCGCGCCCGACGCCAGGGACCUCGUCCGCAAGCUCGAGGAAUACGUGGCGGUGGAGGAAGACGACCCGGCGGCGCCCAAGCUGCGGUGGGAGAUCGGGCAGGUCGGCUACAACGCCACGCUCCACGCAGGGAUCGCCCGCUGA
Molecule: messenger RNA, 738 nt
Organism: Triticum dicoccoides
Lineage: Eukaryota; Viridiplantae; Streptophyta; Magnoliopsida; Poales; Poaceae
Product: probable cytokinin riboside 5'-monophosphate phosphoribohydrolase LOGL9
Exons: 6
Coding region: 1-738 (245 amino acids)
Biological process (GO): cytokinin biosynthetic process
Cellular component (GO): nucleus; cytosol
Molecular function (GO): hydrolase activity, hydrolyzing N-glycosyl compounds
Source: RefSeq, a predicted model, not a curated record